AUGCAUCGCCAUUCUACCCCUUACCGACCAAAAGCCAAUGGAGUCAUUGAAGCGGUGAACAAGAACAUCAAGAAGAUUCUUAGGAAGAUGAUCCAAGGUUCCCGGCAAUGGCAUGAAAAGUUGCCUUUUUACUCUUUUUGGGAUACCGCACAACUAUUCGCACAUCUGUUGGUGCAACUCCGUAUCUGCUUUUUAUAUGGAACUGAAGCUGUAAUACUCGCUGAAGUCGAAAUUCCCUCUCUCCGAAUUAUUGUGGAAUCAGAGGUUGAAUACACUGAGUGGGUCAAGACCCGAUUAGAACAACUGAUGUUGAUCGAUGAAAAACGGCUAGCAGCAGUGUGUUUCAACCAGUUAUACCAGCAAAGAAUGGCACGCGCUUACAAUAAGAAAGUGCGCCCAAGCUAG
Nicotiana attenuata is the source of this 405-nucleotide messenger RNA. RefSeq lists its product as uncharacterized. The record is from RefSeq and is a predicted model, not a curated record. The transcript has a single exon. Gene Ontology annotation, molecular function: nucleic acid binding. Bases 1 to 405 code for a protein of 134 amino acids. Lineage: Eukaryota; Viridiplantae; Streptophyta; Magnoliopsida; Solanales; Solanaceae.